AUGCACCACAGAGUCAAAUUCACUAGACUCGUUUCCCGACAAGUUGUUCACGAAGAUGAUUGUAUCGAAACCAGCGCCAACACUGUUCAGAUCCGUCACCGCGAACAACUCUCCGAGGGCGGUGGAAACGCAGAAAAGGAGACAGAAAUCAAGUUGAUGCAUUUUGCGAGGGUACAGACUACCACUCUAGUGCCCAAAGGAAGCCUCAAUGAAUGCCAACAGUUGCACCGUGAACAGUCUGUCCUGCAUUUCAGAAGUGUCCUCACGAUUUGUCCUCUGCGAACAGGUGAACUGGGGACAGGUAAGUUAUUGUGUAAACAAGCUUCAGUCCAACAGGCAGGACGACAGUUUAUGUGGGUUUGUGGCGCAAGAGUGAGGUGUUUGCGGCACCGUUUCAAAACAGCGUGA
This is a messenger RNA of Dibothriocephalus latus, 408 nucleotides long. NCBI's taxonomy places the organism in Eukaryota, Metazoa, Platyhelminthes, Cestoda, Diphyllobothriidea, Diphyllobothriidae. The record is from the annotation of a GenBank genome assembly.